Molecule: messenger RNA, 5834 nt
Organism: Nematostella vectensis (starlet sea anemone)
Lineage: Eukaryota; Metazoa; Cnidaria; Anthozoa; Actiniaria; Edwardsiidae
Product: piwi-like protein 1
Exons: 26
Coding region: 145-3318 (1057 amino acids)
Biological process (GO): regulatory ncRNA-mediated gene silencing
Cellular component (GO): P granule
Molecular function (GO): piRNA binding; protein binding
Source: RefSeq, a predicted model, not a curated record
GAGGCAGAUUGCCCCACGAGUUUUGCAGUGUUUGCGUUAUUUCAAGUGCUUUGGGCACAGAUUUUACCUUUUAGUUUUUCGUUUUAAGGCACUGAAAGGGAGUAGAACUGUAGCUGAGAGUACAAAAAAGUAUAAUAACAAGACAUGGCCGGCAGAGGUGGUCGAGGGGCUGCUCUUUUGCAGGCUCUUGAAAAACCAAACAGGCCACCUGGACAGGCUGCACAUAAUGGCCAGGGAGGAAGACCACAGGCACCAUACCAUCAGAAUCCAUAUCAAAAACAAAGCCACAGUUAUCCUGGCCAGCCAGGGCAGCCAUACCAAGCACAGGGUCAGUCACCAUACCAACAGAACCAGCCUCCAUACAACACACCACCACAACAGCCUUACCAGGGGCAGCGACAGCCCCAAUACCAGCCACAAGGGCAGGCCUCAAAUCAGCAGCCUCCUCAACAAGGACAGAGACCAUACCAACCAUCCUACCAAGGGCAACCACCUCAACAGAAGCAACAAUACCAGGGGCAAACUCCUUAUCAGCAGCAGCCACCUCUGCAGAGAGGGCCCUACCUACCCCAACAGUACCAGCAACCACCAGGUGGUCGAGGAGCUCCACAACAGCCCUAUCAACAACAGCCUUCACAGGGAGGAAGAGGUCAACUGCAGCAGCCUUAUGCACAGUCUCCCUACCAACAGCCACCUCAGCAACAACAACAAUCUAGGGGGCCCUAUCAGCAAACAGCUCAGCACCCCAAUCAGCAAGGAGGUAGAGGUCAAGCCCCACCUCCAAGUUAUGGAAGAGGGGGUCCAACUACAACGGUGCAGCAGCAGCCUCCCCCUACAGGAGAAACUCCUGCACAUGUGGGAGGAGCCCCAAGUUAUGGCAGACAGUCCCCGGCUGGUUCAUCUCAAGGGAGUGUACGAUCACAGCCAUCACCAACAUCCUCUCAACAGCCAGAACCCCAGGCUCCCACCCAGCAAAUGUCAAGGAUGAAUAUCAGGGGUUCUCCACCAAUAGCUCAAACACAAACUGCCGAGAAGGGAAGUGCAGGGAAAGUAAUCCCACUCAGCUGUAAUUAUAUCCGCAUCCACUGCCCUGAGCAGGCUGUAUUCCAGUACUGUGUCAGCUAUAGCCCUGAGAUUGACAACAGAAGUGAAAGGUUCCAUCUAUUGCAGCAACACCCAGAGUUCAGGGGCCCACAGAAAGCUUUUGACAGCACCAUGCUUUUUCUACCACGAAGACUACCCCAGCCGGUGACUCAACUGCAGUCAACACGAAGAAGUGAUGGCAGCCCAGUUACUGUGACAAUUACAUUUACACGUGUUGUACCUCCAGAUGAUGCUAUAUUCCAAGUAUACAAUAUUUUAUUCAGAAGAGUGAUGAAAAUACUUGAUAUGCAGCAAGUUGGGCGGUACUUCUACAACCCUAAAACACCUGCACACAUCCCUCAACACAACCUGGUCCUAUGGCCAGGUUAUAUUACAUCUCUGCAGCAUUACGAGGGUGGUCUGAUGCUGCUGUGCGAUGUGCACCACAGACUGCUUAGAACAGACUCCUGCCUUGAUUAUAUGCUCAACAUGCACAGUAAGGUUGGGGAUAGAUUCAGAGAUGAGGUUUCCAAGGAGCUAAUUGGCAGUGUGGUUCUUACAACUUACAACAACAAGACAUACAGAGUUGAUGACAUAGAUUGGAAUAAGAGACCCACCAGCACCUUCACCUUCCACAACGGGGAACAGAUGACCUUCGUAGAAUACUACAAAAAAAGCUAUGAAAUUGAGAUCAGAGACUUAGACCAACCAAUGAUUGUCAACCGGCCAAAGAAGACUGAGCAAAAGAGGGGAGGGCGACCUCAAGUAGAGGUUAUCCUACUCAUCCCAGAGCUCUGUAAACUGACUGGACUCAAUGAUGCUAUGAGGAAAGACUUCAGGGUUAUGAAGGAUAUAGCUGCACAUACUAGAGUGAACCCAAUGCAGAGGCAAGAAGCUAUGAAGAAGUUUGUCAUGAGUAUUAAUUCAACACCAGAGGCAUUGGAACAACUUACUGCCUGGAAUUUACGACUGGACACAUCAACACUGAUGACAGAGGGCCGGCAGUUUCCCCCUGAGAAGAUCAUCUAUGGUAACACCACAGGGUCAGCUGGUGACCAGGCGGACUGGGGGCGGGAUGCCACCAGAGAGAAGGUCAUCAGUGCUGUCAACCUGAACAACUGGAUGGUGUUCUUCACCCAGCGAGACAGUGGCAAGGCCAAUGACUUUGUUCAGACCAUGAACAAGUGCGCUCCAGCUAUGGGCAUCCAGGUAAACCAACCUAAGAUGAACCAACUGCGAGAUGACAGGACAGAGACCUACCUAAGGAGCAUCCGUGAAAACCUUCACCCUCAAGUUCAGGUUGUGGUUGUCAUAUUCCCUACGUCCAGGGAUGACCGUUAUGCUGCUGUUAAGAAGUUGUGCUGUGUGGAGAGCCCUGUGCCAUCACAGGUGAUCAUUUCCAAGACCAUUUCUAACCCCACUAAGCUGCGCAGUGUGGUCCAGAAGAUUGCCCUGCAGAUCAACGUCAAGUUGGGUGGAGAACUCUGGGCACUUGACAUACCAUCUAGAAGCCUGAUGGUAUGUGGUAUUGAUGUCUACCAUGACAAGGCCCGUGGAGGGAGGUCUGUUGGUGGCCUGGUCUGUAGCAUGAACAGGUCUCUCACCCGCUGGUACUCAGAUGUUUGCUUCCAGUCCCCAGGCCAGGAGCUGAUUGAUGGACUCAAGAUGCUCCUUAUCAAGGGCAUCAGGAAGUGGCAUGAUGUAAAUAAUGCGUUGCCUGAGAGGAUCAUCGUGUACAGGGAUGGCGUGGGUGACGGUCAACUCAAAGUAGUUGCAGGCUAUGAGGUACAACAAUUUGAGGAGUGCUUUGCCUCGUUUGGUGAAUCUUACAAACCCAAGCUGGCUGUAUUGGUUGUACAAAAGAGAAUCAACACUCGCAUCUUCAGUGCAGAGGGUCGUGGCCCACAGCCCAGACUUGGUAACCCUGGUCCUGGCUCAGUUUUGGAUCACACCGUCACUAGGAAGGACUGGAAUGACUUCUUCCUGGUCAGCCAGCAUGUGCGCCAAGGAACUGUCACACCCACUCACUAUGUUGUUGUGUACGAUACCUCCAACUGGAAACCUGAUAUCAUGCAGAAAUUGUCCUACAAAUUGACGCAUCUGUAUUAUAAUUGGCCUGGGACGGUACGAGUUCCCGCCCCCUGUCAGUACGCUCAUAAGUUGGCCUAUCAAGUUGGUCAGAGCAUCCAUGGGCAGCCAAGCCAAGAGCUGUGUGACAGAUUGUUCUUUCUAUAAGUCUUAGUGGCCAUUCGCCAUCCACAACACGCUCUCCGCCAUCCAACAAAGAUUGGUCCAACAUCUCAUGACGUCCAUCAACGUAAAUAUCUAAUGACGUCACGCUUUGUGAUUGGUGCAUCAGCCUGAUGUCAUGCCGUUACUGUUAGGAGACAAUGAUCAAAUGUUUAGAUAUCGUUGGGUUGCAGAAUUUUCCAAGAAUAUCAAGUUAUCUAUUGCCUGUCGCUUAUAUAAAGGAUUUUUCAACUUUGAUUACAAAUCUUCUCAUUUAGUUUACAGGUACCUCUAUCUUAGUCAUUUUAAGCCCACCGAGGUACUACCUCUGACUCCUAGCCUAAUCGUCCAUGAUUGGGUGAAUCGGGUUCAUUGCCAAGUACAGUACAAAACGAUCUGGCAUUUUUAUGCAAAACCUUUUCGAUUUUUUUAACGUUUUCAACAGUUACCCAAUUUCCUAAAGAUUCUAUGGUAAAAGCCUGCGUCUACAUUAAUAACGAGUCGCCAGAUUAUUUAAAUAAAUUAUUUUAUCGCAUUUUUUCAUGUUUUAACCUCAUCUUAAACACGAGGUUCCGCUAUAAAAGGGAAAGCACCUUCCCAGCCCCGGGAUCGAAUUUGCAAGUAUAAUCAGAACACGGCCAAGCUAGCGGUCACAAAUUAUAUGUCUCUUGUAAAAUUGCUUAUCUCAGAGCCUCUGUCGGCUGGAAUAAAACUUUUUGCACAGGUAACAAGGGAGUUGUGUUAGAGAGAUUUAUAAAUUAGUAAUUUGCUCUCCACCCACGUUUUCGGUGCAAAAUUUUAAAUUUCGCGCUACCAUUGUCUAGCGCAUCUGCAUAAAUUACUCUCGCGCUGUUAUGAAGAUGCUCAUAUUUUAGAGCGCACACAGCUUGGUAUAUCAUUAUUUUACUAUAAAUAUAACCAUUUUCGGUGGACAACUUUAGGAAUGAUAUUUAAUUUGGUUUAUAAUAUGAAAUUUGAAUUUAGCGCUCAGAGCAAUUGUCCUGACAUGUUGACUCAUUGACGGCUGAUUGAUAACUGAUUGUUCUUGAGCCCGGGGGUGGGAGGAGCUUUCCCUUUUAUAGCGGAACCUCGUGUUUAAUCUUGUCAUAAGCCAAAAUCACGAACAGAAUCAUGAAUAUUUCAGCCAUGAACUCACACAACGAAAAAAACCUUUUGAUUUUGUAAAUAUAGUUUUUCGUCCCUCCAAUCACGAAACAUAUUUACUCUGAUCUUGAUCACAGGAUAUUUUAUUCAUUCAAGUUUUUAGACCGACACCUUAAUUAGGCCAAUUAUUCUUGAGACAAUACGACAUGGACCGUAAUCGAAACAGCUUUGUGAAAAAUUGGGGAAAAUGGCUAUUGUACCUACUCCUAGAGUGUAGUUUGUCUACAAGUAUGUUGCUAUGUCUAUAAUAAUAUAAUGCUGUGUUUUCGUUCACAGUUCGAGAAAGUUUUUUUUUUGCCUGUUAUAUAAUUGUUUUCUUGUGCUUAUACAAAUUGUCUCUAGGUAUACUGUUGUGAACAACAAAGUGUACGUCAAUCCUUAAGCACUCAAAACAGAUCUGAUCAGGGUGAAUAUGUUUCGUUUUUUUUUUUUUCGUUUUUUUUUUUUUUUUUUGCGUGGAUGUUUUUAGUACACUUUCAUCUCGGGGCUUAAAAUGUUUGCGACUCACUCGAAGCUUUACACCUGAUGUAGGGACUUUAAAGGUAUUGUAUGAAGUUUUUUUCAUGUAGUACUUAUUUUUAUAUCACUAGCAAGUACACAUAAUUUCAAUCCUACCCCAGCCUAACCUUUAUGUUGUGGAGUAUUAUGAUUAAGAGAAAAUGUAUAUUUUACAAUUCAGUUAGGUAUUUAUGGUAUCCAUAUAGUAAUGAAAAUUCCCAGUGUGGAUCUUCAAGAGUUGGGCAAGUGAUCCAAGUCUAGGCGGGCUAAGCCGUACGUGAAUUAGGCUAAGUCUGGGUGGUCACGCCACGUACGUGAAUUAGGCUAAUUCUGGGUGGUCAUGCCCCGUACGUGAAUUAGUCUAAGUCUGGGUGGUCACGCCCCGUACGUGAAUUAGGCUAAGUCUGGGUGGUCACGCCACGUACGUGAAUUAGGCUAAUUCUGGUUGGUCACGCCCCGUACGUGAAUUAGGCUAAGUCUUGGUGGUCAUGACCCGUACGUGAAUUAGGCUAAGUCUGGGUGGUCAUGCCCCGUGCGUGAAUUAGGCUAAGUCUGGGUGGUCACGCCCCGUCCGUGAAUUAGGCUAAGUCUGGGUGGUCACGCCCCGUACGUAAAUUAGGCUAAGUCUGGGUGGUCACGCUCCGUACGCACCUAGGCCACGUUUUUUUAAGCCCAAAUGAUUAUAAAUGGGUUAGGAAUUCAUCAAGACAUUAAUAGAACAUCUAAGGACGUUUCAAGAGAUUACUACAGAACAAGGCUUGUGAAUGAUCAAUGCAAUGAAUCAAGUUUUACCGUGAAUGAUAUGUUUGAAUAGUUAUGAAUUUAGUGUUAUGUUGAUUAAAAAGAAUUUGUUGAUUAUA